AUGGCUGCCAACGACUACUAUCAGGGAGAGUCUAUGGCUCAAUCAUCGCAGUCUACCCGGCCGCAAAAAGAAAGACCUGUCUCGCAUAUCGCGUUCGCCUAUAAUCCCCAAAACAGCUCUUCUAACCUCGAUCAGUCACGGCUCUCUCAAGCAUACAGUGCCAGACCUUUGUCUAAUUUCUACGAACCUUACGACCCUACCAGACAAUCUGUACACUCAGACACGAUACCGCUGAAGCAACAGUCCAGACUCAAUACGAAUCAAGAUGUGCCUGACUGGCGGAAUCAGUCCUCACAGUAUCCUCCCUCUCCCGACUCGAAUUCACCACAUUUGCUGCCAGAUUCAAAAGGAAGGAAGAAAACGGAAGGUUCUUUUGCAAACUUUUUCAAGGGAAAGAUACCAUGGGUUGUGUACACUCUGAGCUUGAUACAAAUUACAGUUUUUGUGGUUGAGAUAAUUAGGAAUUCGAUCAUUACAGGGUCUCCCAUCAUGAUCAAGCCGCAAUUCAAUCCCAUGAUCGGGCCUUCGACAUAUGUGCAGAUUAACAUGGGUGCUCGAUUUGUGCCAUGUAUGCGGACUACACCCGGCGUCCAAGACAGCCCCGACCCUCCUACUUGGCCAUGUCCUAAUACCACUACAUCCGAUCCAAACUCACCAAGCAACCACUGCGAUCUCAAAACCCUGUGUGGAUUUUCUGGUUUCAGUAACGAGCAUCCGAACCAAUGGUUUCGGUUCAUCAUCCCCAUGUUUCUACAUGCGGGCCUUAUUCACAUUGCAUUCAACUUGCUUUUGCAACUUACCAUGGGUCGUGAACUGGAGAAAGCAAUUGGCAGCAUUCGAUUUGCCAUUGUGUAUUUCAGCUCGGGCAUCUUUGGAUUUGUCUUGGGCGGGAAUUUUGCAGCCACGGCUAUUGCAUCGACAGGAGCAUCGGGAUGUCUUUUCGGCAUCCUUGCUUUGGUUCUCCUGGACUUGAUCUAUGGCUGGAAUGAACGACGCCAUCCUGUCAAAGACUUGAUGUGGAUCAUGGUAGAUAUCGUCAUCUCGUUUGUUCUGGGGUUGUUGCCUGGCCUGGACAAUUUCUCUCACAUCGGGGGUUUCCUGAUGGGCCUUGCGGCGGGAAUAUGCCUUCUACAUUCUCCCAAUGUCCUUCGCCAGCGCAUCGGCGAAACGACAAAUCUUAACACUGGGUCCUAUCGAAAUGUCGGCUCAGAUGCAGACGUGAGCAUUAACCCCAAGGAUCCGAUGCUGGCGUCAUCGUCCCCAACCGCAUCCAAACCAGUUACAACGGCGGUACCCGCUGAUGUGGUUGCCUUUGCCAAACAACCCGUCGGUUUCUUCAAAGGAAGGAAGCCCUUGUGGUGGGCUUGGUGGCUGUUUCGUUUGGGGGCGUUGAUUGGCGUGUUGGUAGCAUUCAUUGUGCUCCUGAACAACUUUUACAAGUACCGCGACACGUGUUCGUGGUGCAAGUAUCUGAGUUGUUUGCCAAUCAACAAUUGGUGCGAGAUUGGGAACCUGCAGUUGAGCAAUUCGACGAGCAACUCGUCGAAUUUGAGUCGGAGAGCAGGGCUGUUGUUGAUGGAAGGAUGGGAAGCAACCAGGGCACAUAUGAUAUGA
Messenger RNA from Fonsecaea pedrosoi CBS 271.37, 1614 nucleotides. RefSeq lists its product as uncharacterized. The transcript has 2 exons. Gene Ontology annotation, cellular component: membrane. Gene Ontology annotation, molecular function: serine-type endopeptidase activity. The record is from RefSeq and is a predicted model, not a curated record. The coding region runs from base 1 to 1614 and encodes 537 amino acids. Lineage: Eukaryota; Fungi; Ascomycota; Eurotiomycetes; Chaetothyriales; Herpotrichiellaceae. Gene Ontology annotation, biological process: proteolysis.